Phytophthora nicotianae INRA-310 is the source of this 2358-nucleotide messenger RNA. RefSeq lists its product as hypothetical. NCBI's taxonomy places the organism in Eukaryota, Oomycota, Peronosporomycetes, Peronosporales, Peronosporaceae. Gene Ontology annotation, biological process: glucan catabolic process. Bases 1 to 2358 code for a protein of 785 amino acids. The record is from RefSeq and is a predicted model, not a curated record. Gene Ontology annotation, molecular function: beta-glucosidase activity. The transcript has a single exon.
AUGCUGAAGUCGUGGUUCAUCCCCGCUGUCUACGCGGCACUUUGUCGCGGUGCUCACUCGACCGUCUUGGCAGACAAGUGGGACGAACGCGCCGAUGCCAUCAUGGCCACGUUCACGGAGGCAGACAUUAUCGGACAGAUGACUCAACUCCAUAUCAACAUGGUUCUAACGGAUGACCUUCAGGUCGACGAAGACAAGGUUCGCGAGUAUGGAAAACUACGUGUGGGAUCGUACAUGUCAAGUCCAUUCACCGCCGGACCUAGGAACGGCACCUACACCUGGACGGUAGACGAGUGGCGCGAGCGUAUCACUAAGAUCCAAGACAUUUCAAUGGAGGAGAACGGCGGCCACCCGAUCGUCUACGGUGUCGAUUCGGUCCACGGUGCUAAUUGGGUCGAAGGUGCCGUUCUGUUCGGUCAGCAGAUCAACGGAGGCGCGUCCUUUAACCCCGACCUGGUCUACGAAAUGGGCCGCGUUACGGGUCGUGACUCGGAAGCGGCUGGGAUGCCGUGGGUCUUUGGACCGAUUCUCGGUAUCUCGCGUAACCCGCUAUGGGCGCGCACGUUUGAGACGUUCGGCGAGGAUCCGUACUUGAACUCAGUACUGGGCGACGCUAUCAUCCGUGGUCUACAGAGUAACAAUCACACUGCUGCGUGCAUGAAACACUGGAUCGCGUACACGAAGACCCCUUCAGGACACGACAAGGAUGCAGCGCAGGUAACGGACUACGACCUGUUGAACUACUUCUUGCCACCAUUUAAAGCUGCGGCGGAAGCUGGAGCAAUCAGUGCAAUGGAGAACUACAUUUCGGUCAACGGUAUCCCAACCAUCGCGAAUGGUAAACUCAUGAAUGCUCUGCUGCGUGACGACCUGGGCUACGACGGCAUGAUGGUGUCAGACUACGCCGAGAUCGAGCAGCAGACAGAUUUCCACCGCACUGCACGAACCUACGCCGAGGCCGUUCGGUUGUCACUGACGCGCACGUCACUGGACAUGAGCAUGGUUCCCGAUGACAUCAGCUUUGUCAAUGACACUAAAGCACUGCUAGCCCAGAGCCCGCAGUAUUUGCAACGUCUGAAGACAUCUGCUCGGCGUGUGGUCAAGAUGAAGCUGAAGAUGGGACUGUAUGAUACGCCCAUGCCGGGCGAGCAGAACCUGGCAUUGGUCGGCAAUGACGAUGACGUCGCAGCCGCACUUGAGCUCGCCCGCGAGUCGAUCGUACUCCUACAGAACAACGACAGUACCCUUCCUCUUCCAGAGGGUGCACAGAUCUUCCUCACGGGCUUCGCUGCCGACAGUAUCGGUCGCCAGUGUGGUGGGUGGACUACCACUUGGCAGGGCUACACUGAUCAAGACGGACACCUGCCCCACGGCAUCACGGUGAAAUCAGGUAUUGAGCAGAUCGUGGGAGACUACAGAGUCAAUUACUUCAACGGUCUCAACCAGAACGGCUCGUAUUCGGAAUCCGAUAUUUCUGUGGCUAAAGAAAUGGCAAGCAAGGUGGAAUACACGAUCGCUGUGAUCGGUGAGGAUCCGUACGCAGAGAAGCCUGGAGACAUCGAAAACCUGGCGCUUCCUGCGGGACAAGUCGAAUACAUUAAGGAGUUGGCGUCUACUGGCACGAAAGUGAUUGUCGUGCUGUUUGAAGGACGCCCACGUCUGCUUGGUGAGAUCCCGCAAAACGUCCACGCGGUGGUGAACGGUCUACUACCAUGUGAGCUUGGGGGCCAAGCCAUGGCAGAAAUUCUGUACGGCAAGGUGAACCCCAGUGGACGCAUGCCGAUCACCUACCCGAAGCGUCCGGCAAACGUCGAGAUGACGUACAAUCGCCCGGUUUCGUCAAUGUGCCAGGACAGUUUAGAGGGCGGUGCAUUCUACUGUGAAAACCAAUGGGACUUUGGAACUGGUUUGAGCUACACCAACUUCACAUACUCGGCGGUUCGCCUGAGUCGCAAUGUUGUCCAGUCUUCAAGCGAGUCGGUGGAUGUGUCGGUGGAUGUGACGAACUCGGGAAGUAUGGCUGGCAAGGAGACCGUGAUGUUGUUCCUGAUUCAACCAUAUCGCUCGCUUAACGUGCCAGAGAUGAAGCAGCUCAAGAAAUUCUCAAAGAUCAGUCUGGAGCCUGGACAGACACAGACUGUCAACUUCGCGCUAACGGCAGACGACUGGAGCGUGUAUUACCCUCAAAUGGGCCACGGGCUCAAGAGGGUAGCGGAGGACUGCGACUACGUCGUAGCCAUCAAGCCGGAGACGGACUGUGACGUGUAUAACGAGACGGCGGUGGUAAACCCACUGUGUGCCACGUUCACGUUGAGCACUGGAGACUACCCGUUCGGCUCGCUGGAGGAGCCGUGGUGA